CUCUCCGAGAAGAGCAGAGGAAAGAGUCAACGCCGCACCCCGCAAUGGCAGCAUCACAUCUCCUCCUCCUCCUGCUGCUGCUGGCCCCGGUCGCGGACUCCGCGGCCACCCGCGUCUUCUCCGUCACCGACUACGGCGCGGCCGGCGACGGGUCCAGUUACGACACGGCGGCCAUCCAGGCCGCCGUCAACGCCUGCGGGGAGGCGGGGGGCGGCCGCGUGCUCCUCCCGGCGCCCGGGGACUACCUGACGGCGACCGUGCACCUCCGCUCGCGCGUGGUGCUCGAGGUGGCCCCCGGCGCGCGGCUGCUGGGCGGGACCAGGCAGCGCGACUACCCGGCCGAGCGGAGGCGGUGGUACGUCGUGCUGGCCGAGAACACCACCGGAGCGGGCGUCACCGGCGGCGGCGAGAUCAACGGCCAGGGCGGCACCUUCGUGGUCAGGCCCAGCGACCAGAAGAACGUCAUGGUGAGCUGGAACGCCACGGGGCACUGCCGGGGCGACGAGUGCCGCCCCCGGCUCGUCGGCUUCGUCGACUCCGAGGACGUCACGGUCCACGACAUCACCCUGAACCAGCCGGCCUACUGGUGCCUGCAUCUUGUGAGGUGUGAUCACUCGGUGAUACGCAACGUCUCCAUAUACGGGGAUUUCGACACCCCUAACAACGACGGGAUCGACAUAGAGGGCUCAAACAACACGAUCAUCACCGGCUGCAGCAUAGACACCGGAGACGACGCGAUCUGCCCCAAGUCUCUCACGGGCCCUGUUCACAACUUGACUGUGACAAACUGCCGGAUCCGCACCAAAUCUAGUGCUAUCAAAUUUGGAAGUGCGAGCUCCUUCAACUUCGAGAGGCUGCUCUUUGACAACAUAACCAUAGUCGAUUCGCAUCGAGGACUUGGAAUGCAGAUCCGUGAUGGAGGGAACGUCAGUAAUGUGGUGUUUUCAAACAUCAAAAUGCGCACCAGGUACUACCAUCCUUCAUGGUGGGGGAGAGCUGAACCGAUCUACAUCACCACCUGUCCAAGGUACCCUGGUUCCAAAGAAGGCACCAUUUCAGAUGUUUUCUUCAUCAACAUCUCAUCGGUAUCGGAAAAUGGUGUUUUCCUGGCCGGGUCGAGGCACAGCCUGCUUCGCAACUUGAAGUUCAAGAACGUUGAUUUGACCUACAGGAGAUGGACAAACUACACCGGGGGCCUGUAUGACUACAGGCCCGGAUGCCAGGAGCUGGUAAAGCACAAGACUGGUGGUAUGAUGCUGGAGCAAAUCUCCGGCUUGGAGAUCGAUAAUGUCAGGAUGAGAUGGUCGAGAGGAGAGCUCAAAGGGUGGGAUGUUAAUCCACUCCUCUUCCGGCCAUCAACUAUUGACAGGCUGUCAUUCCAUGAUUGGCAGUCGCUGAAUGUUCAAUAGCAGACCACCUGAAUCUCAAUCGUAUAUAUCUGUAAACAUGGUUUACACUUUCAGUGCAAUUUCACCGAAAUUUCGGAAAUUUCAUUAAUGUUGGCACAUACUGAAAUAUUUGCCCCGGUCAAAAUAUUUCAGCAAUUUUA
Triticum dicoccoides is the source of this 1549-nucleotide messenger RNA. RefSeq names its product exopolygalacturonase-like. Gene Ontology annotation, biological process: carbohydrate metabolic process. The record is from RefSeq and is a predicted model, not a curated record. The transcript has 3 exons. Gene Ontology annotation, molecular function: polygalacturonase activity. Bases 45 to 1409 code for a protein of 454 amino acids. Lineage: Eukaryota; Viridiplantae; Streptophyta; Magnoliopsida; Poales; Poaceae.